Messenger RNA from Misgurnus anguillicaudatus (oriental weatherfish), 5151 nucleotides. NCBI's taxonomy places the organism in Eukaryota, Metazoa, Chordata, Actinopteri, Cypriniformes, Cobitidae. The record is from RefSeq and is a predicted model, not a curated record.
CCAAACUCAUGCCACAAGGGCAACACACACACACAUACACACAUAUACACACCUCCUGCUGAAUUCACUGUCCUACAGGAGCGUUACACGGGAUCAUGAUGAUUGGUUUUAGUCAGUUUGAGAGUAGUUUCUCCCCAACUCCACAAAACACAGACUGACAGGAGCGAACACACAGCCGGCAGUCAACAGGACAGAGAAGAGAUCCUGGCACAGAGAGGCACUGACAAACCCACACAAACAUGCCAGAAGCACAGAGUGCUUCACUCAUCCGCGGAGCGGACGCAGACAGGAAAGGGGAGAGAAAGCUAUCGAUGGAAGUUUAGAGAGCGUGCGGUUUAUGUACAGAAGGAAGAUGGAUAGGAAGACAGAGAGGGAGAGAGAGGAGCGACUCCAUCAAUAACGCUCAAUGGAGUUAAAGUGGAUCUGACUUCACUGAAGCUGACUCUUUACAUGAUGGCGUGCUGCUGUUGUCCUGUACCGUGCCUCAGAAACUGCUUCUCGUUUUCAGGUUGGUCUCGUCCUGGCUUUCAUAGAUUUGUGCCAUGAGGAGUAACUUUCACAGGGAGACGUCACAGUGUUUCUGUCAGUCAUGGGUAAUAGGUUUACCCAUGAAGCGAUUUCAUCUGCUGAGCUUGAUGCCUUAUGGAAUGACCCUCCGUACACUUUAGCAGCCAUCAGUGAGCUCUUUCCACCAAAUGACAUCAUGACAGCUGAUGAGGAAGCGGAGGCUGAGGUGGAGGCAGAAGGCACAAACAGAGAGAGUUACUGGAGAAGGAAGGAGGCAUUGAGUGGAAGCGGCACCAUAUCUUCCGGAGAGCGCUUUUCUUCAGAUGUCAUCUUAUUGUUCAGUGGAAGACGACGAUCUCGUGUCCAGCCUGACGGUGAGCUUCAGGAGAAGUUACGCACAAGACUCAGAGUAGUAGAAAGCAACAGCCAGGAUGUCACACAGCUCUUCAAGGAUCUGUCUGCACGACUGGUGUCCGUUCAUGCUGAGAAGGACAGCUUUGUCAUUACCUUCAAGACAGUCGAGGAGAUCUGGAAGUUUUCUACUUACCUGGCACUCGGGUAUGUGGCAAGAUGUCUUGAGAACUUUCUCUGUGACCAGUCAUUGUGGCUGGACCCUGCGUUGCUAAGUGAUGUAGAGAUCUCUGUGACAGUGGAUGAAGACCAUUUAGCUACUCUCUACCUAGGACUCCUACUACAGGAAGGUACAUUUUUUGCCAAGGCCUUAUGCAACAGUGAUUGCAAAGAGGAAGAAGAGGAGCUGACCUACAGGAGGAAUGACUUGAUCAUGAUGAAAGACAUUGGACAGGAGGCCAUGUGGGAAGCAACACAGCUGUCCACAGGUCAACAUGGUCUAGUGCCUGUGCAUGACAUGCAACCUCUGCCCUAUCCUUUUUAUCAGUGGUUUCUUAAGAAAUAUCCUGGAAAUACAGGAGGGGUUCUAGUUACAGAAAGCCUCUUUGAUCAUCCUAUUGUGGUGGGGACAUGUGUUGCCAUAGUAGACCAUUACCCGGUGGUUUCAGAUGAACUGCAUUUACACCAGGGAGACCUAAUCAAGAUUGAAGGAUUUCUUCUUAAUACUCUAAACAUGUUCAUAGGAAGACACCUCACCAGUGGAAAGCUAGGAUUUGUGCACAAGGCCCAUGUCAAACCUGAAAGCAUCAAACCUCUCAAUGGACAAUUGGUCUUUCUGAGUGAAGAGGAAAGGGCAGCCCUGUCUAAGCUUAACCCCUGCUAUGAGCCCUGCCAGACUGAUGUACUGGGUAAUCUGUUCUCUACUGACAUAAGCACUGUUUACAGAUUAGACAGACUGGAUGACUCUGACUUCCCUUAUAUUAAAAAUCAUCCAAAGUCAGAGCCAAAAACUCCAGUAGAUCUAAGAAAGAGCAACAUGUCAGAAAAGAGUGGCACGCCUCCAUACCACUCAUCCCCACGGCCAUCAUUCUAUGCCUCUCGGAAUAAUCUUGAGCGAGACUCCGAAGUUCUUUCCUUUAGCCUGGAGGACACCUUUAGAGAGAUGGAUGAAUAUGAGGAAGAUCCCUUAAACUUCAUAGAUGAGGGUAUCUGGGAUGCUGAUGAAGCGGAGAGGUCUGACCCAAUCUUGACCUUCCUCAACUUGGAAUAUUUUGAGGACUCCUUUGAGACUCUUUAUGACCUCUGCUACUCUUUCCUGGAGACUGUCUUUAAUGGCCUGUCAGAGGACGAGGUUCUUCAGCAUCUGGAAAACUUACGAGAAGUAGCAAAGAAAGGCAGGAUGCUGUGGGCCCACCGGCGAGCUUGCUUCCUUCUAGGCAGGCUGUCUGCCAAAAAACUAAAAUACUCACAGGCACGAGUAUAUUUUGAGGAGGCGUUGAAAGUACCUGUAAAUGGUUUUGAUGAUCAACCACUUUUGAUAGCCCUUUACACCAAUCUCACCGCUGUUUAUUUAAAACAGAAGAUGAUGGACAAGUUGCCAUUUACUCUGGAGAAGGCCAGUGCUCUGAUUUUGUGUCUCCCAUGCCACAACUUUUGCUCUGCGGAUGAGUUUGAGCUGCUUAAACCAAUCAUGCGCAAAGCUAUAAUCGAAAAGGACAAGUACCUCGAAGCUCGGACAUGCUACCUCUGUCUCUCUCUCUUUCUUCGCUUAAGGAAAGUAGAGGAUGCAUUGCCUUUUGUGGAGAGGCUUCAGUUUCUCACCAUCACUUUGUCUGCUGAGGAAGAGAGGGCUGUUGCUCCAGUGGAUCUCAACUGGAUGCUGUGCAGGCUGUAUCAUAAAAAGUAUUUGCCCUUUCUCACACUAGCCUCUCUGAGCCUAGACUCAGGACAAGAGCAUUCCUUGGAAGAUGCAUUCCAGAAAAUUAGAAUCUUUAUCAAAAAUUCAGCAAGGCUAAAUCCUCACUGUAGAGAAAGUACUUCAGUGCCUUCUGCACAGGUUGUGGUCUAUCUUCAGCAGGCCUUGUCCAUAGCUAGUCGUAGCGAUGAUCUAAAGACUCGAAGGGACCUGUGUCUUUCCCUGGCUAGUGUUUACCAGCAGAACGGAGCUCUAGAGAAGGCUGUGCCCUUUGCUCAACAGGCAGCACAGACAGGUAGCCAAAUUAAUGAAGAGGAGGGCUUUGAGGCAUCUGUACUGCUGGCCUGGCUCUUGGUUCUUUCAGGGCAACCCGAACAAGCUCAGUCCAACCUGCAUCCAUUGCUAAAGUCUUUAAAUGAAACGGACAGUCCUGCACAGCGUGGUGUGGUCUACAACCUCCUAGCCUUGUGCCUCCGCAAACAGGGCAAGGUUCAGGAGGCAGCAAGAAACUUUCAUUGUGCCCUGCAGAUUUCCAGAGAGAAUGGAAACAAGCGUAAUGAAGCGCUGGCCCUGGCUAAUAUGGGUUGCUUGUCUCUAUCUAUAGGGGCUCCAGGACUGGCAGAGUGUUUUCUGCUUAAAUCCCUACACCUGUACCAGUUUCUUUCAGAGAGCCCUACGGAUGAGGAGCAUGUCCAGACUCUGCUGUGGCUGGGAAGGAGCUACAAGGAUAGAGGAGGGAGUCAGGAGGUCAGGCUGUGCUACGAGAUGGGCCUUCUUAUUGGCAUUAGUGCCAACAAUCUGCAUAGUCAGAUGGUUGUGGCAAAAGUCUUAAGUCGUCAUUAUGGUGACCUGCUGCUAUACGGACAGAGUAUUGUUUACUAUGAGCACUGUGUGGGGUUAUGCAGAACUCUAAAAAACAAACAAAAAGAAGGCGAAUACCUGGAGCUCCUCAGCAACCUCUAUCUCUCACUCAACACUGAGAAGUCCUCAAGGAAGUCACUUGACUACUCAAAGCAAAGUUUAAGGAUCUCCAUAGAUCUGGGAAAAAGACAGGAGGAGUCUGAGACAUGGCUGCAGGUGGGCCGUAUCUACUAUCUGAUCCAUGAGGAUGAACUGGCUGACAUGUACCUUCAGGCAGCAGUAAAGACAGCACUGAAGAUGGCUGACCCGUGCUUCGCUAUGAACAUUUAUGAAGAGGCAGGAGAUGUGUUUUUCAAAGGACACAGAAACCGCCUAGCUGCCUUACCUUUUUUCAGGGAUGGAAGUCUGCCAUUUGCCCGGAGCAUUAAGGAUGUGCACUCCGAGUUUAGGCUGCUGAGUAAACUUACAGAGCUCCUGAUGCAGCAGAAGCAAUAUGAGGAGGCACUGCAAUAUGCCACACUCGCAGUGCAGGUUAGCACCACCACUGGUGUGCCUCUGAAUGAGAGAGCGUCCUUCCAUCGUCUUGCAUCAGUGUACUACUCUCUAGAGAAGUAUGAGAUGGCUGAGAACUACUAUCUUAAGUCUGUUUCACUCUCGCCCAAUGAACUUGAACAUCCCAUUGAAGUUCGGUACUAUGUUAAAGUCUACUGUAGAUUGGCUGAUCUGACACUAUACAAAUUAAAGGAUGCCUUUGAUGCAAUGGGCUACUUCCACUUAGCCCUGGCGGCAGCACUGGAGGACAAAGAAAGCCUGAGCACAAUCUACAUCAUCUACAUGAAGCUGGCAGAGAUCCAUGCCAACCACAUGCCUGAUGCUGAGCUAUGUAAGACUUACAUGGACUGCGCACAGAGUCUGAAGAGAGAACUGGCGGGAUACACAAACUCUACUGAUCCACAUCCGGAUCAUGCAAAUGCAGACUGUGUUGAGUCUGUCACUCAGACCAAACCUGACAUGUCAGACUCCGGCAGUGGCACAGAAGCUAGCCUUACAAUCAUCAGUAACAAAGAAGACACGGACACUAGAUUUUAUGAAAAAACAGACUCAAGGCCUCCUGAUCAUACCGAUCCAGAGACUAGUUGCACAGAUGAUACAAACCACACUAAUGGAAGUACAUUUGCAGAGGGUGUGACGUUUAUAAUGUAGAUGCAUGUUGGAUGUGCAAGUAUGCAGCAUACCACAAGUUUUUUUGGGGGUCAUUUCAGAAUAUGUUUACUCUAAAAGCAUUUCUUUUAAUACAGAAGUGCAAUAAGACUUUUUCUCCUUUAAUUAGAUGUUUUCUAUUGAUAUUGUUUCAAGAUAAAUUUGAAUGAUUUUGUAUAAUUGUAAAUAUGUAUAUUGUAUUACUGUAUAUUUAUAUUUGCUCUGGCUGUCUGAAUCUGCUGUUCAAUGUGCCUUUUUUUGUUCUGAGGGUUGUUAAAACCUCUACUUAUACAUUUUAAUUAAAAAUAUAAAAUUUC